Messenger RNA from Cuscuta epithymum, 1041 nucleotides. Lineage: Eukaryota; Viridiplantae; Streptophyta; Magnoliopsida; Solanales; Convolvulaceae. The record is from the annotation of a GenBank genome assembly.
CCCUACUUAACGGCAGAGACUCUCAAACUGUGACACGUGGAUUCUAUCUAGCCAAAAAACAGACCUGAAACUUAACCUCACCAGUUCUCUAUCCUCUACCUAUUCCCAACUGAUAAACCUUCCAUGGCUGCCACCGCAUCUGCCUCUUCACUCCUCUCACCGGCCACCGCGACGUUUAACAGUAACUCCUUUCUCGUUGCUAUUACUAGUUCCCCAUUCCUCAAUUUCCAAACCCGAAAACCCACGAGACCAAUCACCGGACUCCACGUGUCCUCGAAACCCUCCUCACCCCUCUCCCCUUCCACCGGAUCCACCCAAGAAACCGUCUUUUUCGACGGCGGAUCUCACUACGGAGACCUCGCAGCGAACCUUCUUCUGGGUUUCACUCUUCUUUGGCUGCCGCUGUCACUAGCCGCAGUUCUCAGAGCCUUCAAUCUGCGGUACAGGUUCACAAAUGAAAGGGUCACUGUCAUUUCAGGGAAGACUAAGAAGGACAGGAUCGACUUUUCCUACAAGGUAAUCAAGGAAGUUCAGGUUGUGCCCAGGUUUAUAGGAGAGUGGGGUGACAUAAUCAUCACUCUCAAGGAUGGUACUAAGGUUGACUUGAGAAGUGUCCCAAAGUUUAGGGAAAUUGCUAAGUAUUGCCUCUCCAUGACUGAUCAACCUGUUGUUUUGAAGAACCCUGUCCCUAAAGGGUUUUAAAUUUUGAUGAAAUACACGCAAAAAAAGUGUGUUCUGUUUAAUAAUUUAAUCACUUUGUGAGGCAUGUGAAGUUUUUAUUCGAAAUUCUUAUGAAGAAAGUGAAACACUAUCUUUAGUUGUAUAUUUUCAUGUAAUUUGACAUGAAUUUUGUUUACUUAGUGUUUUGCUUAUACAUACACAGAAAUGAUAGAAUUGCAAUCCAUAAGGAUAGCUGCAGUAUUCUGAGAAGGGUAGUCAUGGAAUGGUGUUUAGUUAUGAAUUUUCCCUUUUGUAGAAGAGAUUUAGGCCUUUUGGAUUGGUCAAGCAUACCUGAGAUGUGAGAGCAAUUUUUCGGUUGGC